Colias croceus (clouded yellow) is the source of this 1261-nucleotide messenger RNA. RefSeq names its product inositol oxygenase-like. Gene Ontology annotation, biological process: inositol catabolic process. Lineage: Eukaryota; Metazoa; Arthropoda; Insecta; Lepidoptera; Pieridae. Gene Ontology annotation, molecular function: iron ion binding; inositol oxygenase activity. The record is from RefSeq and is a predicted model, not a curated record. Bases 144 to 1064 code for a protein of 306 amino acids. Gene Ontology annotation, cellular component: cytoplasm. The transcript is spliced from 7 exons.
UCUCCAAGGGAUAAAAUUAUCAAUUAUGAGGGAUAGAACUAAAGUGAGUAAACUUAAUUUUAUAAUAUUGGUUUAUUUCUGAAAACAAUUGUGCAAAAGUGAAUAUUUUAAUGACUUGAUAGUACCUAAUUGUGAGUGCCAAAAUGGAUCAUCCAGCGUCUGAUUUUUUUAUGGAUUUAGAAGUCGUCAAAUUGCCGUAUUAUGAACCCGUCAGCAUGGUGGACCCGUCGCUGCUCCUCCGCCCAGAGGCAGUGUACGAAGACAAACCGGUGACAGCCUUCCGCGACUACACUAUAGAUGACAAGGAUCCCAUCAGGGAGCGUGUGCGCAGGACGUAUUACACCAUGCACACUAAUAUGACGUAUGAGUUUGUUCAAUCUAAAAUGGCUAAAUGGCUGAACUUCAACCACUUCAAAGCGACCAUGAAGGAGGCGCUAUACAAGAUGAACGAGCUGGUCGACGAGUCGGACCCGGAUCUGGACCUGCCCAACAUCGUGCACGCGUUCCAGACCGCGGAGAGGAUCCGACAGGACCAUCCUGAUGAGGACUGGUUCCAUCUAAUUGGACUUAUACAUGAUGUUGGCAAGGUGAUGGCAUUCUAUGACGAGCCCCAAUGGUGCGUGGUGGGAGACACGUUCCCUGUUGGUUGCAAGUGGGGCAAGCACAUCGUGUACGGAGACGACAGCUUUAAGGGCAACCCAGAUACCUACAACCCUAAAUAUAAUACGGAAAACGGUAUCUACCAGCCAAAAUGCGGAAUCGAAAACCUCACAAUGUCUUGGGGUCACGAUGAGUAUCUCUACCGGGUUUUGGUCCACAAUAAUUCCAAGUUUCCCAAAGAAGGUCUAUGGAUGAUCAGAUAUCACUCAUUCUAUCCUUGGCACGCUGGUGGUGACUACCAGCACCUCGCUAAAGAAGACGACGAAAAAAUCAAGAAGGCUGUGACAUUGUUCAAUCAAUACGACUUAUACACAAAGUGCACUGUGGUUCCCGACAUCGAAGCCCUGUGGCCCUACUAUGAAGGUCUUAUUGAAAAAUAUAUUCCCAGUGUGCUCGAGUGGUGAAUAAACAUUAAAAGACAGAACGUGUAAAAUGUAGUUUGUGCAAUUUUUUGGUCAAGCUCGAUGAUCGUGUCGCCGCCUCUUAAGUCUAUCUUAAUAUGGCAAUUAAUUAAUUUGUAUAUAAUUUGUUAAUUUAUAAGAAUUCUUGGAUAUGACUUUGUAAAUAUUAAUUUAGGCAAAUAAAUAUUCAUAUUUUUUCA